Molecule: messenger RNA, 1977 nt
Organism: Cyclospora cayetanensis
Lineage: Eukaryota; Apicomplexa; Conoidasida; Eucoccidiorida; Eimeriidae
Exons: 11
Biological process (GO): cilium assembly
Cellular component (GO): axoneme
Source: RefSeq, a predicted model, not a curated record
CUGCAGCUCCAGGCCGCUUUCAAUCGCCGACUAGAUGAGUGUCAACGGUGUGUCAUACUAAAGAUAGACAAGAUGCAGCAACAAGCUGAAAAGGCAAAAGAUUGCGUACUGCAACUGGGUGAUUUAUCCAUAGUAGAGCCAUGUCCAGAGAUGUCAGUUCCCUCGCACGCUGACGUCGUGAAAGACCUUAAAAAUGCAUUCGCGGGAGUGAAGAGUAUACCAGGGGCAAUAAGAUUCACGGGGGAGGAAAGUGAGACAGCAAUCUGUGAAGAAGGAAACAAACCAAUAGAUAUGACAGCUCGGAGGGCUCUUAAAAAGAUGAUGGGAGGAAACUUGGAGGCCGGAAGCCCACCAAGUGCAUUGGAAUGCAAAGCCGACAAGUGGGAGGAGUGGAUGGGGACAGUCCCUCCCGAUACUAUGACAGAUGUCCAGGCAACCAAAUUUGCCGCAUACCGAGAGCAGGAGAGAGUGAUAAAAGAGAAGCAAGAGGUACUGAAGGCUAGGUUACAGAGCGAGUUGAAAAAGCUGAGGGGUGAGAUUACUUCCACUGCUUUGCAGCUUCGCGAUGACAUGCGCGUCCUUAAGGGCUGGAAGGACUUGUACGAAGAGGAGCUGCUCCUCACACAGCUAACUGCUUCCCGUCUUGCAAAAAUUAUAGCACAAGAGGCAGCACAAGAGACGGUGGAAGGCAAGCUACAAGUCAAUCUUGACGCUGCCAGGGCAAAGCAACUAGAGCUUCAUACAAAGUUGCACACACAACAGCAAUCCUGUUGGCUAUUGGAGGAAGAGCUAGGUGCAGCAGAGCAUGAGCAAAGGGAGAACGCAGCUACCCUAACAGCUAUUCUUGGGAAGUAUCAUGUCCAUUCUGAGGCGCUAACCCUCAUAAAUAAAGCACUCAGCAAUGCGAAACGUGCUGUUGCGUGCCGCGACUGCAGAGUUGGUUCGUACAAAGCUCAAAAAUUGCAAGAUCCAGUAGAGGCGCAAGAGAAUCCAGAGCAAGCCCUGAGGAGAGGCAAUAUCGCUUUGGAAUAUCAUCUGGAGAGAUCAGCGGAAGCUAUAAAAGUGCGCAAUCAAUGACAAACUGAAGAAGGGAAACAGCAGUCCAUCGCCACAUACACUGGCCUUUUGUACUUGCAUCAAUUACAGGAACUACGUGGACUUGAUCCUGAUACCCCACUACGAAAAGUAUUGGCGGCUUCAGUAUGCAGUGUCGCUUCUCGAGAGCGGCUUGCCUUUGCAAGCAAAGCCGCCGAUGCUGCGCGCAAAUGCCUGGCUCUGCUUAAAAAGAAGAUGAUUCAAGCUCAGAGAGAAGAACUUUCACUCAAAUGCCAGCUCGAAGCCGUUUCUGAAGUGCUAGAGCAGAUACAUUAUGAUGUAGAUUUCCUUCUAAGGAUUAAAAAGGGGGCUGUAGGAGAGCUUCCUGAGUCCGUUGCGGAGCUAGGGGAGCCGUUCAACUUUUCCGAUUCUUGUCUUGUUGGACAAGACAUCAUCGAUCAAUACAAACAAAAACUUUUAGCUGUUGGAAGGAUGAAACUUAGUGGCCUCGAAUCUGUGAAGCUAGUGGACUUAAAGUCCAGGGAUGUGAUGGAGAGAACGAAGGACGUUCACUUACUUCGAAUUACCAAGAGCAUGCAGAAGGUGUUACAGCCAUCAUGUAUUGUUAGAAAUGCUAGAAUAAACAGCUGUUCUAAGGGUUACAUUGAUAAUAUGUUCAAUGCAGCUUUGAGUGGAGCGUCCAAUGGCCAAAAGGAGCCGCAUGGCGGCCCAUCGAGCUGCCGUCUAGAGCCGCCGGUGCCUACAGACGAUUUUAAGGAGGUUCAAAGGAGUGAAGGAGUUAGAAGGCUAGAGGAAAGAAUAACAGAGCUCCAAGAUCAAUGUGCUGCACUGCUUAAGGAAGUUUGCCAUAGGUUUGACGCUGGAGCACGUGGUGUACCAGAAAACAGGAAGUGGCAUUUGGUGGUCUGUGAGUUUGGAUGA